Macrobrachium nipponense is the source of this 1279-nucleotide messenger RNA. RefSeq names its product DNA repair protein RAD51 homolog 4-like. The transcript is spliced from 6 exons. NCBI's taxonomy places the organism in Eukaryota, Metazoa, Arthropoda, Malacostraca, Decapoda, Palaemonidae. The record is from RefSeq and is a predicted model, not a curated record. Gene Ontology annotation, cellular component: replication fork; centrosome; Rad51B-Rad51C-Rad51D-XRCC2 complex. The coding region runs from base 66 to 1121 and encodes 351 amino acids. Gene Ontology annotation, molecular function: ATP-dependent DNA damage sensor activity; ATP binding; single-stranded DNA binding. Gene Ontology annotation, biological process: reciprocal meiotic recombination; double-strand break repair via homologous recombination; DNA strand invasion.
UACUACUCCGGUGAGUAGCUCAAGAGUCAGAAUUUCGACAGAAUUUGAAAGUCAACCUAAGUAAAAUGAGACUGUGCGUUGGGUUAAUUCCUGCAUUGACUGAAGCUGCCCUGUCAAAAUUGAAGUCAUCUGGAGUUACCAAUGUACUGACUUUCAUGCAGAAAGACCCUGAGGAUUUAGCGCAAGAAACUGGUAUCAGUUAUAAGGAUUUGCAGAGCAUUCGGCAAUUAAUUUUUGCACAACAUGCUGCUAUUCCAAUUACUGGGACAGAUAUGUUAGAUAAAGCUGCCAAAUCUACACUUAUUAUUUCAACUGGCAAUAGCAGUUUGGAUUCCCUUUUGGGUGGAGGGCUAAUGAAUGGAGAAGUAGUUGAAUUAUGUGGCCUGGAAGGAGUAGGGAAGACAACAUUUUGUGUUUACAUGGCAAUUCAUUCUGUUCUAAAACUCGGACUUCAUGUUCUGUAUAUUGAUUCCUCUACCAAUGUUUCAUUUAGAAGAAUUGGGCCCAUCAUAGAUAAAAUAGCAAAGGAAGAUGAGGAUCUUGAAGAACCUUUGGCACGGCUGAAGGUGAUACAACCACAUGAUCAUUUGGAGUUGCUUCAAACUUUGCAUCAUUAUUUCAAUCCAAAACAGUCUGAAGAAGGGGAACACUGUAAUGAAGGCAAGAAAGAAGAGAAAUGCAAGCUAGUCAUUUUGGAUUCUGUUUAUGCAUAUAUAAAUAAUAUCCACUCAAACACAAAUCAAGAGUUGGCAUACCUCAAUCAGUUGGCAUGCAGUUUAAAGAAGCUAGCUAUAGAACAAGAAUUGGCUGUAAUUGUUGUUAAUAGAACUAUAAGAGCAGAUGAGGAAGAUGAUAAACUAAAACAGGGCUCUUUUUCCACUCUGAAGCCAGCUCUUGGCAACUACUGGGCUCAUGUUCCAAAUACCAGACUUUUCAUGGAGAAGACAAGAAAACAACAGUUUCUAAAUGUUCCAGGACCAAGUAACUUGCCAGAAAUCACUGCCACUAAUGUUCCAGGACCAAGUAACUUGGCAGAUGCUACCUCCAGAUUUCAUUUUAGAGUUACUAUUUGGAAGAGUUCUAGAUUAAAAACUAAUGAAGCAGAAAUUGAAAUAUUCUGAGAUAGGGUAUUUGAUCAAAGACCAAUUGUAAGCAUUCUUUAUACAUUUUAUCUUAGAUAUCUGUGCUUUAACAAAAUCUGUGAUAAUUAACAUACAUUUUAAUAAUGCAUAUACAGAUACGCAAUGUGACUCAGGAAUAAACAUUUACCAUAAAAAAU